Molecule: messenger RNA, 508 nt
Organism: Arvicola amphibius (Eurasian water vole)
Lineage: Eukaryota; Metazoa; Chordata; Mammalia; Rodentia; Cricetidae
Gene: Snurf
Product: SNRPN upstream open reading frame
Exons: 4
Coding region: 114-329 (71 amino acids)
Cellular component (GO): nuclear speck
Source: RefSeq, a predicted model, not a curated record
GCACGCGUAGGGUUCUCCGUGAUAAGACCAGCCGCUGCGGCAAGUCUGGCGCAGAAGAAGAGCGGCAGCUGGAGAUGUCAGACGCUGCCUUCUGAGGAGCGACUCGUAACGCGAUGGAGCGAGGAAGGGAUCGCUUACACCUGAGAAGAACUACUGAACAGCACGUGCCAGAGUUGGAAGUCCAGGUCAAGCGUCGAAGGACAGCCUCACUGAGCAAUCAGGAGUGCCACCUGUACCCACGCGCUCCGCAGCAGCAGCAGGUUCCUGUGGUGGAUUUCCAGGCCGAACUGAGACAGGCGUUCUUGGCUGAGACACCAAGAGGUGGUUAAAGCAGUAUUGCAACAUCAAGGAGGUGGAAGUCAAGGAAAACAGGACCUAUCCACUAUCUUUAAAAUCACCAGUCAAGCUUACAUUGUGUCUAAGCAAACCUGCAUCACACCUUUAUUUACAGCCCUCCCAAAAGUGUUAAAAAUCUUGAAAUUUUACUAUCGAAGUGUCUAUUGUGGAA